CUUGAGACAACAGAAGCUGUCUGACAUCUCAGGCUCAGGAAGAUGGAACGGCUGCUGGUCUUACUGGCCCUGCUCUGUGCUGGUCAUGCUGUACAUCAAGAUCUGUUGGAGAAUGUUUUUACCUUUCCACUGGAGAGCCCAACUUCUAGUGUUAAGCUCACUUCCAGUGGCGUACAGUCCAUCACAGCUAUGACUGUAUGCAUGAGAUAUUUCUCUUCAGUGACCCGAGCCCAGAGUCUGUUCUCCCUGGCAGUCCCAUCUGAGUCCAAUGCCUUCUUACUCUUCAAGCCGUCUGUCAAUGUCUAUAGGCUGCACGUCCAAGGGACAGCUCUGGAUAUCAGCGGGCUGCCCCAUGACACAGAUGACUGGAACUCCGUUUGCUGGACGUGGGAGUCCCAACAUGGAUUGACGACACUGUGGGUCAAUGGAAAACGUAGUGCUCGGAAAAUUCUGCGGGACAAAGCCAUUAUUACUGGUGCGCCAAGUAUAGUUCUGGGUCAAGAUCAAGACACUUAUGGUGGAGGCUUUGAUCAAAAUCAGAGCUUCGUAGGUGACCUCACAGAUGUGCACCUCUGGGACAGUGUCAUCUCUCCAUGUCAGAUCAGGUUCUUUAUGGAGGGUAGUGCCUUCAAUCCUGGAAACCUUGUUAACUGGAAUGACCUGCAGUACUCCAUCACAGGCUCUGUGCAUGUGGAAAACAGUGACUUUGAUAAAGUCACAUGCCAUUAGUUUAUUGAGAUUGUAUAAUUCAAAGCAGAUAAUGUCUCUUUAAAUAGAAGAAAAACACACUGUGUCGUCAAUUAAAGCCAAUGAAGAAUUGUUUCACAAAAUAAAGACUGUCAGCAACCUG
This is a messenger RNA of Larimichthys crocea (large yellow croaker), 850 nucleotides long. Its product is annotated as C-reactive protein-like. The record is from RefSeq and is a predicted model, not a curated record. Lineage: Eukaryota; Metazoa; Chordata; Actinopteri; Sciaenidae. The transcript is spliced from 2 exons. The coding region runs from base 43 to 729 and encodes 228 amino acids.